UUUCCCGGGCGGCGGCUCGACCGGGUCCGGCCCUGAGACCAAACCUGGGUUCCCAUAGCGCCACCGGUGGGGUUCGGGGGGAGGCGGCCAAGCGCGCGCGUACUCUACGGGCUUCGCCGGCGUCUCCAACCUCUCCAGUUCCCUCUCGGCCCCCGGCCCCUUCGACCCCCUCCCAGACGAGGCCCUGGUCCGAUCUUCUCUGGGCUCACUCCGGACAAAAGGGGCAGGGAGUGGCUUUGGGUGUGACUAGGUUCUCUUGGGCCGAAAGGAGCUUCCAUCCACGCUCGCCCUUGUCGCGAAUGUGCGGCGGAUGAAGCUUGUUUGGGGCCAGUCCUCUGCUGUGUCUGCCUGCCCAAAUCCUGAGUUUUCCGGGUUGGAUUUCUUCAACUUCCCUUGAGUGACACAGAUUAGGGAGGGGUUUCAGGGUCCAACCACUUUCAAUAAAACUUCCUUCCAGCUCCAAAUGUCAAUCCAUGGAUUCCUUUGUGCAACACAGACCUGAAGAUAACCAGUCAGUAGUCAGCAGAAUGCAAAAGAAAUACUGGAAAACUAAACAGGUCUUUAUCAAAGCAACAGGAAAAAAAGAGGAUGAGCAUGUGGUGGCAUCUGAUGCUGAACUUGAUACUAAACUUGAGGUUUUUCACACCAUUCAAGAAACAUGCACUGACCUUCUGAAGAUAAUUGAGAAAUAUCAGCAAAGACUCGAUGUGAUAUCAGAGGAAGAAAAUGAGCUAGGACUCUUCUUAAAGUUUCAAGCCGAACGUGACGUAACUCAAGCUGGCAAAAUAAUGGAUGCCACUGGCAAGGCACUCUGUUCUUCAGCCAAGCAAAGAUUAGCCUUGUAUACUCCUCUGUCUCGUCUUAAGCAAGAAGUAGCAACAUUCAGUCACAGGGCAGUAUCUGACACCUUGAUGACAAUUAAUCGGAUGGAACAGGCACGCACAGAAUACAGAGGAGCUCUGCUGUGGAUGAAAGAUGUUUCCCAAGAACUGGACCCAGACACCUUAAAACAAAUGGAAAAGUUCAGAAAAGUACAGAUCCAAGUGAAAAAUAGCAAAGCUUCUUUUGACAAGUUAAAGAUGGAUGUUUGUCAGAAAGUGGAUUUACUUGGAGCUAGUCGCUGCAAUAUGUUAUCUCAUUCACUGACUACCUACCAGAGAACGCUACUUGAGUUCUGGGAAAAAACAGCUCGAAAGAUGUCUCGUAUCCAUGGGGAAUGUACUGGCUUCCGUCCAUAUGAUUUUGUAUCUCUCAAGCAACUGCAAGACACUACAAGCAGGCUUACUGAAGGUCAUAAAGAAGAACAAACAGAAAACAUUUGCAUUACUGAAAAUCUCAAUAAGUUAGUUCUGGUAGAUGAGGAAGUGAACUUGGGAAGUGAACCAGUUGCAAAAGAUCUACUUGUAGACUCAUUGGAAGGAGAGGAUUUUGAGAAGGAAUUCUCAUUUCUCAACAACCUCCUAAGUCCUGGUUCUUCAAGUACUAGUGAAUUUACCCAAGAAUGCCAGACUGCAUUUGGGAGCCCCAGUGCCAGUCUCACAUCCGAGGAGCUUUUUGUGGGGUCAAAGCCUCUUGGUCAUUCCUCUGGAUUCCUUCCUUCACAACUCUUUGACCUUGGCUUUCAUGCUGCUGGGGCUUUGAACAGCUGGGCCUCCCACAGGGGAGCUGAACUUCCUCCUUCACACAUUGAUAAUCAGCCAGUGCCUUCACCAAGUCCAAAGAAAUUAACAAGAUCCCCCAACAGUGGUAACCAAGACAUGUCAGCCUGGUUCAGUCUAUUUGCAGACUUGGAUCCACUAUCAAAUCCAGAUGCUAUUGGACACUCAGAUGAUGAACUUCUGAAUGCUUGACUGAAGUUAUAAUGUCACUUCAGUGGCUUUGAGAUGUCAAUUUUGAAACACAUUUCCUUUGUGGAAAGAAGUUUAUACUGUAAUCCACACACAAACCAUGGUGUUUGCGAACACUAAUUUGUGUCAGUCAACUUUAGACAGAUGGUAAGAACCACAUUUUAAUAUAUUAAGUACACCUUUAAUAUCCUGAAUUUGUGACUUUGAUAAUAUGUGGAAAACAUGAGAAAUUAUUGAGUCCAAAAUAGAUACCAAAAUUUAUUCUUUAAAAACAGCUAGAAGUAAUUCUGUCAGUGCAGAAUUGGGCUUAUUUAUUUGGAAAGACUUUAAUGUGUACAUUGCCUUGCUGGCUGUCAGAAUUCUACAUGUGGAUAAAAGACACAUGUAGUUUGGGUUUGUGGUUUGGGGUUGGUUUUUAAAUAAAACAGUGGCAGGGGGAAUAUCUGUUGUGGAAAAUAGCACUAGAACCAGAUCAGCUUUGUCUCUAGUUAGAAAAAUCAAAUAACAUGAGAACUCAAUUUGUGUUAAUGAAAUCACAGAGAAUUUUGGUGCUUGCUUUUCUCCAUUUAGAGGCUAAAAUUUAAUGUUACCUAGUUUUGUUUUGUUUUGUUUUUUUAAUUCAUACAAAAUCAUGGGGAGUGCAGCAGGAUGAUUAAUUUACUAAACCCAUUCUAACAGAAAUGGAAACUCUUGCUUCCCAGCUCAUAAACCACAAGAAUGUCCAGUAAUAGUUAAGACAUUGUACAGAUGCCAGGCCUGGUUUUGCACACACUGGUACAGUAGUAUACAAUAUUCAUGUUCUUCCAAAAAACAAAACAAGGGGAGGAUACUCCCUAAGCAACUGUCAGUAGUAUUCCUGAAAGUGCCCAUAAACUUCUACCUGAAUGAGAGAGAAAAUUUUAAACACCUUAUCCUUAAAAAUAUUGGCAUACUUAUCCCAUAUUUCUUGACAUGAUUUAUCCUGGAAUACCUGCUGGCAGAAAUACAGAAAGUUCUACAUGAUGAAUAAAGGAGUUUAUUAUUUUUC
Messenger RNA from Choloepus didactylus (southern two-toed sloth), 2874 nucleotides. It is a transcript of the gene ICA1L, whose product is annotated as islet cell autoantigen 1 like. Gene Ontology annotation, molecular function: protein domain specific binding. Gene Ontology annotation, cellular component: Golgi apparatus. Gene Ontology annotation, biological process: regulation of transport. The record is from RefSeq and is a predicted model, not a curated record. Bases 474 to 1850 code for a protein of 458 amino acids. The transcript is spliced from 13 exons. Lineage: Eukaryota; Metazoa; Chordata; Mammalia; Pilosa; Megalonychidae.